Molecule: messenger RNA, 2034 nt
Organism: Brettanomyces nanus
Lineage: Eukaryota; Fungi; Ascomycota; Pichiomycetes; Pichiales; Pichiaceae
Exons: 1
Coding region: 1-2034 (677 amino acids)
Biological process (GO): clathrin-dependent endocytosis; clathrin coat disassembly
Cellular component (GO): cytoplasm; intracellular membrane-bounded organelle; vesicle
Molecular function (GO): clathrin binding
Source: RefSeq, a predicted model, not a curated record
AUGGCACAACGGAUGAAUAUGUCUUCAUUUUCGGAUAUCAAGAGUUCCCAGACUAAAAAUUACGUCAAUUUGGACUUCUUGGACGAGCAUCUUCCGGGUUCACAAACCAAUUUAAAUGCUUCUAAUGGCAAUCCGUCAUCUAGUGAUGCUAGCUAUAUUCUUUCCUCGUUUACCGAACCGGUAUCCAGGUCUGAAACACCUCCACCUCAGCAUGAACGUUCAAAACAUGCUCCUAUGAAUUACUCGCAGACCAGUUUUCAUUCCGAAACUCUACCGGCAGUUAAUCCGACAGCCGAUUUAUUAGAGGGAUUUUUUUCACCGUCAGUAUCCAGACCUCUUGAUGUCACUACAGUGGAACCUUUGACAAGGUCACAUGGUCACAAACCUUCGAUUGAGACUUCUUAUAUUCUUUCGUCUACCGAUUCGCCUGCUGAUCUCCGUGAUGGAGCAUUGGCUGAAUUAAUUGAUAUGGGAUUUCCUAUCGAAGGGGCCAAUAUGGCAUUGGAUAGUACGGGAUCAGGUCAUGAUAUCGAUGGUGCCAUCAGCUUUUUGAUGUCAGAGGCCCACGACGAGUCUAAAGUUGCUACACACAGUUCUCAUAUUCAUAAACACAAAAAUCAUAUGGAUAAAGAGGAAGAUUUUGGCACCGUAAUGAAUGAUUUGUCCAAUGAGUUUAUAUCCAGGGCCUCUAUUCUCUUUCGAAGUGGCAAGAAAAAGAUCCGGGAGGGUAUUGAGUUAUACAAGCAUCAACAGUACGAGAAAGCUGACAAUCAGCCUGCGUGGAUGAAGAACCAGGCUACUUACAAAGCUCAAUCGCAAAGUGUUGCGGGAGGGGAUGACGAACAGGAAUUACUCCCCGAGGAUAUUCGGAAUAUUACAGAACAUCAACGAGAAAGGGACAGGGCUUUCAGAAGGGAUAGAGAGUACACAUUUGACAAUAAAACUGAAAAAAGAAAGAAACAGGCACCCGUUCUACCGCCGCAUAGGAAAAGCAAGGUGAAAGUGCCAUCAAGAGAGCAGUCAGAAUUGCACGAUGUUACUGCUGCUGCUGCUCCUGCUCUUGAUGAGAAAAAUAAUCAAUCGUUGGUGGACAUUACGGGGAAUUCAUUACCACCAGUUUCGUCUACUCUUGUCGACUCGUCAGCUUUAUCUUACUCUGUUGAAUCAGCAUAUACUACAGAAAAAUCCAGAGCUGCAGAAAGCUUUAAAGUAGGUGACUUCCCUAAAGCUUUAUCAUUCUAUCAAUCUGCAUUGGAUGCGCUUCCUGAGGGUCAUGCUCUACGGAUAAUCAUGCUCUCUAAUAUCUCCACAGUAUAUGAGAAACUAGGAAAUGCUAAAGAUCAGCUUGCCUUUUCAGUAAAGGGUCUCGAUCAAAUUGCGAGUAUUUGCCCUGAUUUCUCUGGGAUGACUGACAUAAAGAUAGAAAAGGAUAAAUCAUUGAGUCUUUUUUGGAUUAAGCUCCUAUCAAGGAAAGCAGAGGCUUUGGAGCACUUAGAAAAGUUUAGAGACUCUUUGGACUCGUACAACCAACUACUGAGUCACGGUGUAUCGAAUAAAUCUAUAAUGGAUGGAAGAAAAAGGUGCAUGGACGUCUUACAUCCUAGGCCACGGAAGAAGGCCAUGCCAAAAUCUGCUAGAGUGAAUAGUAAAAUGCCUGAUACAUAUGAUACUAUGAAGAGAGUUCAAGAGAAGGAGAGGCUGGAAGAGAGAGAAGAGAAUGAACGAUUUAUUUUGCAUGAUGAGGUAGAGGGUAUCCUGGAACAUUGGAUCCAUGGAAAUGAAAAUAAUAUACGUGCGUUGUUAGCGGGUUUGCAUGAAGUACUAUGGCCGGAGUUGAAUUGGAAGCCUGUCUCUAUGAGCGACCUUGUUCUCGACAAAAAAGUCAAGAUUGUAUACAUGAAGGCGGUAUCCAGAGUGCAUCCUGAUAAGAUUGGACGCGAAGUUAACACAGAACGAAAAAUGAUUGCCAACAAUGUAUUCAUCACGCUUAAUGAAGCGUGGGAAAAGUAUAAAGAGGCGAAUAAUAUACAAUAA